Messenger RNA from Amborella trichopoda, 955 nucleotides. Its product is annotated as F-box/FBD/LRR-repeat protein At1g13570. NCBI's taxonomy places the organism in Eukaryota, Viridiplantae, Streptophyta, Magnoliopsida, Amborellales, Amborellaceae. The record is from RefSeq and is a predicted model, not a curated record. Gene Ontology annotation, molecular function: protein binding.
UCGUCUUUGGUAUCUGUAGACUUAACUUCAUGCAAGCUCGAGAUGCCCACAGAUUUCAAAGGAUUUAAGUUUCUCAAAUUUCUCUCUCUGAAAACUGUGGCUCUUACUGAUACUAUACUGCAGACCAUAGUUUCCAUGAGUGAGAAAUUGGAAGAUCUGACCCUGAUUGAUUGUGAGGGACUGCGUAAUAUCAAAAUCAUCGGCGCGAGCCUCCUUAAUUUCCAUCUGUUUGGUGUUUUUUCUGAACUUGAUUUAAGUGGGAGUUUGAACAUCAAGGAUCUUUUCAUUAAUUGGGAUGAUGAUGGAAAUGGGGUUUGGCCACUGAGACAGAUUAUCAAUGGUCUCACCAAAUUAGAGUCUCUGAGCGUCACUGGUUUUCGUCUAUAUAGCUUUUAUGAGAAGUCAGCUGAUGGAGGGAAUGGUGGGCUACCUACAAUUUAUAAUUUUCUGCAAGAAUUCGAGAUACAUCUAAAUUGUAUGGAAGUAUCAGAGAUCAUGGGCCUGGUUUGUCUGUUGAAGAAGUUCCCAAAUCUAAAUGCCCUUUGCCUUAAGGAUUAUGAGGAGGAGCUACAACCUGAGGGCAAAUUGACUAAGACUAACUUGGAGACGUUGAAUUCUGAUGCUAUGUCUUGCUUGGCUCAACUCAAAAAAUUAAAGCUAGUCCUGGCUACCCACUGUGAUGAAACUCUUGACAUAAUUGAGUUUUUUCUGUUGAAUGCGGGUGUAUUGGAUGAGCUUUUUAUCAAUAUCGGGUGUCUUCAGAAUCAAGAGGAGAAAUCAAAGGUUGCGGAGCGGUUGAAUUCGUUUCCUAAAGCUUCUUCUGAGGCUAAGAUCAUAUUUAGCUAGACUUGUUAGUAUAUCACAAACUUGCAUUACUGGAUAUUCCUUACAUUACUAUGUUGUUUACUGGAUAUUUCUUGAUGGAAACUUUUUUUCUUUGUUUUUUUUGGGUAAA